AUGUUUUCUCUAGCUUCAGGAGUCCUGCGGUGGCUGAAGCAGCAGCAGCAAGUGCGUGUGCUGCUGCUGGGUCUUGAUGGCAGCGGGAAGACGACAUUAGCGCUGCUGCUGCACUCCCAGAGCAGCAGCAGCAGCAGCAGCAGCAGCAGCAGCAGCAGCAACGGCGACAGCAGCAACAGCAGCAGCACUACUAGUAGUGGUGAGUUGCCGGUGGUGCAUCCAACAAAAGGAUUUACGGUGUAUAAGGUGCAGCAGCAGCAGCAACAGCAGCAGCAGCAGCUGCUGCUGUGGGACAUGGGCGGCAGCAAACCCUUUCAUUGUGUAUGGGGAGAAUAUAUAAAAGACGCAGAUGUUUGCUGCUUCCUUGUUGACAGUACAGACACUGCAAGGCUGCCCGAGGCUGCUGCUGCCUUUGCUGCAGUGGUAGAUGCUGCUGCUACUGCAGCAGCAGAAGCAGCAGCAGCAGUUGCUGUUGCAGCAGAGAAACAGCAGCAGCAGCAGCGUGUUACACCGCUGCCCAUCCUACUCGUCUGCAGCAAACAGGGGGAGCUAGGAGCUCUUGAAUGUGAUGUGCUGCUGCAGCGGCUGCUGCUGCUGCAGCUGCAGCAGCAGCAGGAGAAGAGCCAACAGCAGCAGGCAGACACCACAACGCCACAACGAAGUGUGCAGCAGCAACUGCAGCAGCAGCAAACAAUUAUAAGGCAGCACCUUGUUGGUUGUUUCCCUUUGUGCUCUCGUAGCCGCAAGGGCAUUGGUGAGCUGCUGCAGGCAGCAGCUACAGCAGCAGCAACAGCAGCAGCACCAGUUGCUGCAGCAACAGCGCACCCGCAGCAGUCGCGCCAGCGAGAGGUUGUAGCAGCUGCACUAGAGACAGCAGCAGCAGCAGCAGCUGCAGCAGCAGCUGCUGCUGAAGCAGCAGGAGCCUCAGCAGCACCCAACAGUCAUGUCUCUCCAGACGAGAUGCAGCAGAGCCCUGGUGGCUCUGUGGAGCAGCAGGAGCAGCAACAACAGCAGCAAGAGCAGGAGCAGCAGGAAGAGCAGCAGCAGCAGCAGGAAGAGCAGCAGCAGCAGCAGCCAUCGGAAGCCAACCAGACUCCAAAUGAGGAGCAUCUUAAGACAGAGCUGCGGUGUACAGACAGCCCAACUUCUACCCCACUGCAGCAGCAGCAGCAGCAGAAACCUCCAAGCAACAGCAGCAGCCGGGCAACAGAAGCCUCAGCAUCCCCGGCUACUGAAUUACCUGCUGCUGCUCCUGCUGCUGCUUCUGCUGCGGCUCCUGCUGCUGCAGCUGCUGCACCCCAAGCUAAUUGCGUCACUCCCAGCAGCAACAUCAGCAAGACUGCAAGCAGCAACGCUUCGGGCAGACGGGGGAAGGAGAGCAACAGCAGCAACAGAAGCAACACCAGCAGCAACAGCAACAACAGCAACAACAGCAGCAGCAGCAAGAGGAGCGCUAUGUCGUUGUAUGAGCCAGAGAGCGAAUACGACUUUGCGCGUUUGCUGCAGCGGCAAUGGAUUGCUGCUGCGCAGCACCAGAAACAAUAA
Messenger RNA from Eimeria maxima, 1545 nucleotides. RefSeq lists its product as hypothetical. Lineage: Eukaryota; Apicomplexa; Conoidasida; Eucoccidiorida; Eimeriidae. The transcript has a single exon. Gene Ontology annotation, biological process: intracellular protein transport; Golgi to plasma membrane protein transport; protein localization to organelle. The record is from RefSeq and is a predicted model, not a curated record. Gene Ontology annotation, cellular component: Golgi apparatus. Gene Ontology annotation, molecular function: GTPase activity; GTP binding. Bases 1 to 1545 code for a protein of 514 amino acids.